AUGGACGAAAAAGUCGAACUUAUUUUAGUGCCAUGCCACUCAAUAUGGAAGUCCUCAUCGCAUCCUAGUGAUAAUUCAGUUAAUUUGGGUCAAUUACCUGAAUACUGGCAUUUAGCUCCGUUUCAGUAUGAGGGUAAUGAUCAUUUAGCAUUCAUCAAACAUGGCCUAACUGCUAUUAAACUACUCCUACAAAGAUUCGACACCGCUACCGUUAUCUUCAGUGGAUCCCAAACGAAAAAAGAGGCAGGCGCUAUAUCUGAGGCACAAAGCUACUAUUUUUUAUUUGAAAAGUUGAUUAGAUAUGUGAUGAGCAAUGAUAACAUCGAUGUUCCAAACUUUGAUAACGAGCUGCGUCUUUUAUUAAAAGAGGUCAAAAACUUGCUAUCAAGUCAAAAUGUAAAUGUUGAUGAAUUGUUCUAUGGUGGUUCAAUCACUACUGAAGAGUUCUCGCUGGACUCAUUUGAUAAUUUAAUUUAUUCUAUAUAUAGAUUUGAGGAAGUGAAUAAAAAAUUCCCACAGAAAAUAACUAUAAUAGGGUUUGCGUUUAAGAUGCCAAGAUUCAUCAGCUGUCAUGCCAAGGCCAUUGAUUACCCACAAUCAAACAUAACCUACAUAGGAAUUGACCCUAAACCAGCAAACUACAACCAAACACAACUUUCAAAAUACUAUGAUGAUCUAGUACAAAUGGAAGAUAAAAAUGCACUAAGCUUAUUUUCUUCAGAUUGGUACGCUACAAAGGAUAGAUUACUCACCAAGAAAAGAUCUCGCAACCCAUUUAACAGAACUGCACCGUACGCUCAGAAUAUUUUCUGCAAAGAAAACGGCAAGAGGAUCGAGGGAAUCGAGGAUGACGAGGAAUAUUUUGAAACAAAAAUUAAGUGUAAAAUGCCAUGGUCGUCGCCAAGACAAUAA
Saccharomyces cerevisiae S288C is the source of this 912-nucleotide messenger RNA. RefSeq lists its product as uncharacterized. The record is from RefSeq and is marked reviewed. Lineage: Eukaryota; Fungi; Ascomycota; Saccharomycetes; Saccharomycetales; Saccharomycetaceae. The coding region runs from base 1 to 912 and encodes 303 amino acids. Gene Ontology annotation, cellular component: cytoplasm. The transcript has a single exon.